Suillus clintonianus is the source of this 1062-nucleotide messenger RNA. RefSeq lists its product as uncharacterized. The record is from RefSeq and is a predicted model, not a curated record. Lineage: Eukaryota; Fungi; Basidiomycota; Agaricomycetes; Boletales; Suillaceae. Bases 1 to 1062 code for a protein of 353 amino acids. The transcript has 12 exons.
AUGACCAUCUAUGUCUCAAAUGAUCCCACUUGGUGGCCAUUCCUCAGUGGUACUCAGUUUUCUAGCUAUUUUCAAGUUGCAUCUUUCGCUGUGGUGGUGUACGAUUGGGCAUUAACAUUCGCACAAGAGUUCGAACUCAUCUGGGUGAGCAGAGUCCCGUAUCAGAAGCAAAGCAAUGCGGCUAACUCGGGGCAGAGGCAACGCUGGUCCUUCAUGACCAUUCUGUAUAUUUGUGUCCGCUACAUUGGAUUACUAUAUUCUCUGUAUCACCUACGCACUAUUCUUUCUCCCAGUCCCGGUGACAGACAUAGUGAGUAUUCGGCAGCGACGCCUGACACUCCCAUUCUCAUUCAACUACUAACUGCACUCCUACACAGGGGCAACAUCCUUUAUUUCAUAAUCAUAUGGAUACCUGUCGUCGUCAAUGCCAUGCUGGGCGCCAUCAUGAUGACUCGGAUACACGCCAUGUAUGGGCGAUCCAGCAAGAUUCUCAUCUUUCUUGCUGUACUCUUGCUGGUUUUCACAAUUGCCACCGGAGUUGUGUCGGUAAUUGCAAACCUGGGUUAUUCAGGGGGGGAGGCCGUAUUGUCUGGUUACUAUGUCUGUCUUUACAGUCUUAACACAGAUGCGAUAUUUCUGAAUUAUGACGUGGUCAUACCCACCGUAAUAUGGGAGAUCCUCGCCUUUCUUCUUGCAAUCCGGAUUGUUAUAAAACACUUCCGUGAACUGCAACAAUUGCAGAGAGGAUCGACCAUUAGAGACUGUUUCACGGUGCUAAUGCAAAGUCACAUGUUGUACUUUCUAGCCUUUGUUGUCACGGCUUGCUUUUCUCUUGGACAACUGUCUCCAACUAUCACGUUCUCAACUGGUUUGGGAGGUGAUGUGUAUGAUGGCAUUCUCAGCAUUGCCCAGGUGUUACAGAUGUGUGUGCUGGGACCACGUCUGAUCCUCAGCGUUCGUGAAUAUAACACCAAGCUCGUGGCCAAGUCCGACGAGGGAACACACAUGACGUCGAUUGCUUUCCAGGCUGGUGGAGAUGCGUCGACUGGCGGAGAUGUGUAA